AGUUUUUCCCUUGAAAAUAUUUUCCCACAAAAACAUUUCCUUCCUACUAAAUAUUUCCAGUAAGUAUUGAAAUCUUGUUUAUUUGUUAUCACAAUCAGUCCCCUAAAAGUUGAUAUUUUGAAGGAGAGAACAAACCCCCAACCAAAGCCCUCAACACCCUCCUCUUGUAUUCACUUCCAUUCCAUCUGUUUUACUGGUUUUUCUCUAUAUACAUAUGCAUUUUGGUGCCUCUCUUUGUAUGUGGAUGCAUAUAAUUUGAACAUGGCUCUUGUUCCUAGCCACCAACUAUACCCAAGAACCACAAUACUAUCAUACCUCAGCUACACUUCAUCCACUCCCUUCAAGAAACCAAUUUUUUUUCACACCCCACAUGGUGUUUCCAAUCAAGAUUGCAUUUGUAUGAAGAACCCACCAAAAAGAUCGAAUUUUGUGGUGAAAAACAGUAGCAAAAGAUGUUAUUUAGCUACAAUAUCACCCAAUGUUCAUACCCCACAUGGUGUUUUCAAUCGAGAUUGCAAUUUUAUGAAAAACCCACAAAAAAGUUCAAUUUUUUUGGUGAAAAACAGUAGGAUAAAACUGAAUUUGGAUAAAGAUAGUGGUACUAGUGUAUUGAGUAGUUCUUGGUUAGUUAAAUGGAAUGAAGCCCCACUUGAUGUUGUCAAUCAAGAUUGUAUUUUUAUGAGAGCCCCACCAAAAAGAUCAAAUUUUGUGGUGAAAAACAGUAGCAAAAGAUGGUGUUCUGGUACAAUAUCAUCCAAUUUGAAGCCUAAAGACAGUGGUACUAGUGUAUGUAGUAGUUCUUGGUUAGGUAAAUGGAACGAAACCAGUGAUGAAAUUAAGCUGAAAAGGCCCCAAAUUGUGUUGAAUUAUAGGAAUAGUAAUGGAUAUACAUCUGGUUCUGAUUGUGAAGAAAGUAGUAGUGGUAGUACAAUGGAUAGAAUUGUUGAGAAAUUGAAGAAAUUUGGGUAUGCUGAUGAGGCUACAGAGAAGGAGCGGAAGGUAAAGAGAAAUGUUGAGAAAGGGUCUAUUGAGGAUAUGUUUUUUGUUGAAGAAGGAAUACUGCCAAAUGUAAGAGGUGGAUUUUCUGAAGAAUUCCCAUUUGGGGAUGAGAAUGUGGUUGCCAAAGAUGGUGUAGUUAGAUUUCCAUGGGAAAAGCCAAUGGUGAAGAAUGAGGAGAGUAAUUCAAUGAGUAGUAGGAGUAGGACUCAUUUGGCUGAGCUGACACUUCCUGCUUCUGAGCUCAGACGGUUGACGAAUUUGGCUCUCCGGAUAAAGAAUAAGACAAGAAUUACCGGUGCUGGUGUUACACAGCAAGUUGUAGAAACCAUUCGCGAGAAGUGGAAUACAUCCGAGGUUGUCCGGUUGAAAGUGGAAGGUGCUCCUGCACUAAAUAUGAAGAGAAUGCAUGAGAUUCUAGAGAGAAAAACUGGUGGGCUAGUAAUUUGGAGAUCUGGCACUUCUGUGGCUCUUUACCGAGGUGUCAGUUAUGAGACUCCAUCUGAGCGAAUGAAGAAGAGGAUAAUUAGAAGAGAUGAGAUUCGUCAUAAGAACUCUCCAAUAGUUGAUGACGAAGGUAAUCAAAGUCCUUCAGAAAGCAGUCUUUGCAAUGAUGUGGAUUCCCUUCAAGCAGACUCUGCAAAUACUUCUGAAGAGAACAAAAAUAUCGUUAGACAACAAGAAGUGAACUAUGAAGAUGUCGUAGACAAACUGUUGGAUGGCUUGGGGCCUAGAUAUACAGAUUGGCCAGGAUCCAAUCCACUUCCUGUAGAUGCAGAUUUACUUUCUGGUAUAGUCCCUGGUUAUCAGCCUCCUUUCAGAAUUCUUCCAUAUGGGGUGAGAUCUACUCUCGGGACAAAAGAAGCAACUGCUUUAAGAAGGCUUGCCAGAGUUCUACCUCCACAUUUUGCUUUAGGUAGAAGCAGGCAGCAUCAAGGUUUGGCAUCAGCUAUGGUUAAGCUGUGGCAAAGAAGUUCAAUUGCAAAGAUUGCUAUAAAACGUGGCGUUCAGCUUACUACAAGUGAGAGAAUGGCUGAGGAUAUUAAGAAAUUAACAGGAGGUGUGCUACUCUCUAGAAACAAGGACUUCUUGGUAUUCUACAGAGGGAAAGAUUUUUUGUCACCAGAGGUUGCAGAAGCCUUGUUGGAGAAGGAGAGAUUGGCAAAGGCCUUGCAAGAUGAAGAAGAGAAAGCUAGGCUACGAGCAUCAGUCUCACUCACAGCAGGUGUUCAAACGAUUUACUCUUCAAGGGCUGCUGGCACACUAGGAGAAACUUUGGAUGCUGAUGCUAGAUGGGGGAAAAGGCUGGAUGAUAAGGACAAGGAAAAUGUGAUGCAAGAAGCAGAAAUAUUAAGGCAUGCUAACCUGGUCAGGAAGCUCGAAAAGAAGCUUGCAUUUGCUGAAAGGAAAUUGAUGAAAGCUGAGCGUGUCUUGUCAAAGGUGGAGGAAACUUUAAAUCCGUUGGAUAGGUGUGCAGAGCCUGACAGCUUAACAGAUGAGGAGAGAUUUAUGUUUCGGAAGCUAGGACUGAGGAUGAAAGCUUUCUUACUUUUGGGUAGGCGUGGAGUUUUUGAUGGUACAGUGGAGAAUAUGCACUUGCAUUGGAAGUAUCGUGAAUUGGUCAAAAUCAUGGUAAAGGCCAAGAAUUUUGAACAAGUAUCAAAAAUUGCAUUAGCCCUUGAAGCAGAGAGUGGGGGUGUCUUGGUUUCAGUGGACAAAGUGUCCAAAGGAUAUGCUAUAAUUGUAUUCCGUGGCAAGGACUACAGUCGUCCACCUACCCUGAGGCCCAAAAAUCUUUUAACCAAAAGAAAGGCACUGGCACGUUCAAUAGAGCUUCAGAGACGCGAGGCUCUUCUGCAACAUAUUUCAACAGUUCAAACAAGAGUUCGACAGCUUACAGCUGAAAUUGAACAACUUGCUAGUGUGAAAGACUCUGGAAACGAUGAACUAUAUGAUAAGCUAGAUUCUGCUUACUCUUCUGAAGAUGAGGACAGUGAGGAGGAAGGGGAUGAGGCAUACAUGGAGGUUUAUGACAGUGAUAACGAUGUUGUCAAUCGUAGUAAUGAUUCAGAUGACACUACACAUCCAGAAAGAGAGUUGCAGUAUGUACAUCAAAAUGAAUCAGAAAAAGAGCUUGUUUGAGUAAUACUGUUCUUGAAUCUCGACACUCCGCAAGGCAUCAAAACACCCUUUCUAGGCAUGUUUGUACAACUCAGGGAAGAAGAGCUAAGAUGCAGCAGAACCGCAGUACUGGAGCAGCAGAACAUGAAAAACAAAAUAUCUGACCUUGAGAAUUUAAUCAUUGGACAGGUUCCAUGUAAUGCCUAAAACCUUACAGGUUGUGCUGUAAAUUUAAGGCUUUUAGCUCCAAAAGAAGGGCAGGUUGGGGGUAACAGCUUCAUUGAGCACUUCUGUACAUAUUUGUCAAGGAAAUAUAGCAUUCUGUACAUUUUCCCAUUCAUCCUUUUGAUAAUAAAUAGGCAAUUAUGCUAAUAUUAGUUUU
Capsicum annuum is the source of this 3499-nucleotide messenger RNA. RefSeq names its product CRM-domain containing factor CFM3A, chloroplastic/mitochondrial-like. Bases 262 to 3138 code for a protein of 958 amino acids. The transcript has 9 exons. The record is from RefSeq and is a predicted model, not a curated record. Gene Ontology annotation, molecular function: mRNA binding. Gene Ontology annotation, biological process: RNA splicing, via transesterification reactions. Lineage: Eukaryota; Viridiplantae; Streptophyta; Magnoliopsida; Solanales; Solanaceae.